This is a messenger RNA of Ogataea philodendri, 1650 nucleotides long. RefSeq lists its product as uncharacterized. The record is from RefSeq and is a predicted model, not a curated record. Gene Ontology annotation, cellular component: nucleus. Bases 1 to 1650 code for a protein of 549 amino acids. The transcript has a single exon. NCBI's taxonomy places the organism in Eukaryota, Fungi, Ascomycota, Pichiomycetes, Pichiales, Pichiaceae. Gene Ontology annotation, molecular function: ATP binding; nucleic acid binding.
AUGACGGAGGUGAGUCGUAAACGGCCGCACGAAGAUGAUGAGCCCGAUCUUCAUUCUUCUGUUUUUGAGCGCUACAACAGAACUAUGAGUUUGCAGGACAAGCUGGACGACCCGAACGGCGACGCCAGCGUAUCUGAACAGGCAGACGUUGAGAUGGAUGUUGCACCUCUUCCGCAGCCCAAACUACCAAGAGACAAGUCUUUAUAUUCACAAGAGCGCAAGAACAAGAAUCUUGACUGGCUGACGGAGCCGGAGUACCACGACACUUUGCAAACGAAGCCGUUCAAGGAGUUUGAGCCGGCUAUUGAUUCUGCUAUUAUUUCCAACCUGGAGUCAAAGUUUGGCAUCAGCUCUGCAUUUUCCGUUCAGAUCAACGUGAUUGAGUCGCUGAUGCGUGACAUCGCUGCUAAUAGGCUCGAUCCAACCCCUUUUGGCGAUUAUCUGGUCAAUGCAUCGACCGGGUCAGGAAAGACACUGGCCUAUCUGAUUCCAAUAGUGCACAGUUUAAUUGGCCGAGUUGUUCCCAGAAUCCGGUGUAUUAUUCUUGUGCCAACAAAGCCGUUGAUCACGCAGGUGUACGCGACGAUUUUGCAGCUGACGCGAGGGAUCAACAUCAACGCGCUUGCUCUGAGAAGCGACACCAGCGUGAAAGAGGAAACGGAUAAACUGGCUACCGUGAAUCCGGACAUCUUGGUCACCACGCCGGGACGGCUGGUAGAGCACGUGACCAAUGGCCUGGACCUAUCGCAGCUGCGGUUUUUGGUGGUGGACGAGGCAGACCGGCUGCUGAACCAGUCGUUCCAGAACUGGUGUGACGUGCUUGUUUCGAAGCUGGAACAGCAGCAGCAGUUUGGGCCUGGCCAGACGUUCUACAACACUUUUGGUGUCAAGUGCACGAAAUUGAUCUUCAGUGCUACUCUGACGACAGAUUCCGAGAAACUGCACCAUCUGAAGCUGUUCAAGCCGAAACUGAUAGUGAUCAACAACACGGAGCAGUUGGUGAACGAGUUGUACCAGAUUCCGCUCAAUUUGGAAGAGAAGUAUAUUCGUGUCAACGAGAAGCUUUCGUUCUUCAAGCCGAUGGUUUUGCUCAAAUUCCUGCAACAACAGCAAUACUCGUCACACGGACUGGUUUUCACCAAGUCGAACGAGAGCGCUAUCCGAUUGUCUCGUUUGCUGAGCAUUCUAUGUACCAAGCUUCAGUUGGACCUUGACAUUCUUUGCAUCAACUACAGUCUGAAAACGCAGCAGAGAACGCAGUUAUUGCGGCGAUUUGACGAGCAGGGCGGUAUUCUGGUGGCCACUGAUCUGAUCGCCAGAGGAAUGAACAUGGACUCAAUCAAGUUUGUGGUCAACUACGACCUGCCACUAUCCACCAAAGAGUACAUCCACCGGGUGGGGAGAACGGCCCGGGCCAAUAGACCGGGUACCGCGUUCACGCUGUGUUUUGGCGACGGCGAGUACAAGUGGUUCAAGAAACUGGUGUACUCUGGUGGAGUAAUCAACAGAAACGGCAAGCAGAUCGACGAGAUCAAGGUUGUUAGACAGGACGACGAGCACACGGCCGAGGAUUUUGUGCUGGAACUCGACAGAGACGUGUACGACGAGUCGUUGGACUUGCUCGAGAAAGAAAUCAAAAAUACCACUUAG